This is a messenger RNA of Pseudogymnoascus destructans, 318 nucleotides long. RefSeq lists its product as uncharacterized. The coding region runs from base 1 to 318 and encodes 105 amino acids. NCBI's taxonomy places the organism in Eukaryota, Fungi, Ascomycota, Leotiomycetes, Thelebolales, Thelebolaceae. The transcript has a single exon. The record is from RefSeq and is a predicted model, not a curated record.
AUGGGCAUUAUGUGGAGCGACAUGCAUAUUAAAGAUCCAUCGACGCUUAUAAAAGCAUUGCAACCGUUUAAAAGUUUGAGCCAUCUAUUUAUUUGUUUUGUGGAACAGACUGUCGAGGGCGAGUUGUUCAAGAAGGGGAACAUAAUCGGUGGAUUGAUGAUGUCGCUGGUUCGCAGAGAAGGAUCACAGAUCCGGAGUAGAUUUUUGUUUAGAAUCUUGGACGAAUAUGAAGAGCUCGCCAAACGGAUGAACGUGGCCUUGGAUGAGGCUGAAAUAUCAACGGAGUUAGGGAUUAGAAUGGUGAGGCUUGAGAAAUGA